Macrosiphum euphorbiae (potato aphid) is the source of this 636-nucleotide messenger RNA. NCBI's taxonomy places the organism in Eukaryota, Metazoa, Arthropoda, Insecta, Hemiptera, Aphididae. The record is from the annotation of a GenBank genome assembly.
AUGUCUGAUGAGGAAAAUGAUCGUUUUGAAGAAGAACAAAGUCUGUUAACUGACAAUUUUGAAACUAUACCGCAUACACCAAGUGCUUGGGAACAAGAUAUAUACGAUGUUGAUGAAGAUCCAGACCCCCAUGCUAGCCCAGAAAGGGAAAUUUUAUGGGCCGCUGAACAAGGUGAAUUGGAUUUGGUGAAAUCUUUGGUGUCAAAACAUUCUCACUUGGUUCAUAUCCAUGAUAGAGAUGGUUAUACAGCUUUACACAGGGCAUGUUAUAGUAAUCAUCUAUCAAUUGUUGAGUUUUUAUUAGAAAAUCACGCAAAUCCAAAUGCUCGGACAGCUGAUCAAUGGACACCAUUGCAUUCAGCUUGUAAAUGGAAUAAUGUGGAAUGUGCUGAAAAAUUAAUAGAAGCCGGGACUGACAUAAAUGCUUUAACUAAUGGUGGAAUAACACCUCUACAUUUAGUAGCAGAGUUGGCUGAUUCACAUAGUCUUAUUGAACUAUUAUUAUCUCAACCUGGUAUUCAGUGUAACGUAAAACUACCAAACGGUACAGGCGAUACACCAAAAGAUAUUACUGGUCGGAAGAGCACAAAUGAUCGACUUUUUGAAUACUCUGAACCGUGUUUCAAUUACAUAUGA